AUGUCAAUUAGUAAAGUGUGUGGAGAGUUUACCACAUUGUGGAAGUUUUUUCCCGAUGAAUUGAACGAAUCUAAAGAAUAUAAUUUUAAUUCCAGAUCGUUCAAUAAUUACUGUCCUAAACCUGGAAACUGCAAUAACGAUAUCGAUAAGAUUAAUGCUGGCUGUUUGUGGUUAUUUAAUGCAUUUUUCAAUAAGUAUGGUACUUCAGCUAUUAAUAAUACUUAUAAGGAUGAUACUGUAUGUAUAAUGAUAUGGUUAGGUUAUAUAUUAAACCUAAAGUCACAUGAUGGAAUAAACACAUUAAACAAUUUUUAUUCUCAGCAUAUACAAAAUAACACGAAGUACACUGAGGAUAUUUUCAUUGGUCAAGCACAUAAAAAUUAUAAGGGAAUCAUAGAUGCAAUAAAGGAAUAUAUGGAUAUUAAUAUUAGUCACAUGUCUAGAUUUUAUAAUUUACUUAAAGUGCUAUGUAAUAUGAAUUCUGCUUAUACGUCAAGUAAUAGUAACGAUUUUUCAGAAUAUGUUAAGAAAUUUGCUGAGGAAUAUGAAAAUCUCCUUAAUGAUAAUGAUAAUAUUGACGGCAGUCCAUACAGUAAAGUAUUACUUGUUUUAUCCAGAUAUUAUAAUAAUUUGGUAAAUGGCAGACCUUUUAAUGAUAAAAUAAGUCUUCCUUCAUUACCAACAGAAAAAAAAAAAAUCGAAGUUAUUGUAGAAAAAUCUAAAGAAACUAAAGCACACGAUCUCUCGGAUGGAACAGAUCAAUCAGAUAUUGAAACUAGAAUUCAGAGUGAUGACACUACAUUAUCAGAAUCAUCACUAGUAAAUAAAUUAGUUAUAGUUUUAUCGAUAUUAGCUGUAAUACCAAUUUUCUUGGGGAUUUCAUAUAAGUAUUCGUUAUUUGGAUUUCGGAAACGAUCUCAAAAACAACAUUUAAGAAAAAAACUAAAAUAA
Molecule: messenger RNA, 951 nt
Organism: Plasmodium yoelii
Lineage: Eukaryota; Apicomplexa; Aconoidasida; Haemosporida; Plasmodiidae
Product: PIR protein
Exons: 3
Coding region: 1-951 (316 amino acids)
Source: RefSeq, a predicted model, not a curated record